CGACUCACUCAUUCACUCACAGCAUUAUGUUCAACCCCAGCACGUAGCGGUCUCGCAGCUUCGGCUGCGUGUAACCAUUCGGAAUCUUCACCCAGAUCUGAAAGUCCCUCCCUUUGCCGAGAUCUUAUCAUCAUCAAGAUGCCGCCGUCUAGUCCUUGGGGAAAGAAACCACCACAAAAUAUAGCACCAUCUCCUGCCCUUCCUCGCGUACAGCCCGAUGGAAAGGGGAAGCCCCCACCAAGAACUCAGUAUGAUGAGAUUCAAGAUGAGGAGCUUUUCGCGUUGGCUGCAAUAUAUGGCGACGAUUUCCGCAGGAUAGAAACCAAUCACGGAGCGUGGAAGGUUGGUAGACCCAUAUAACCUGAUAAGAUCUCCUAGCUGAGUCUUUGUAGAAAGCCGAACCACACUUUGAGAUUCUCAUAAAAUCAUCUAAUGAUGACAUUUCGGCCAUUCUUUGCGUUGUCUUCACCGCUACAUAUCCAAAAAGUCCCCCCCUGUUGACACUCAAAGGAGAGGCUCAUCUUCGUGAGGCAACUCGUUUCAAGCUUCAAAAGAUUAUUGAGACCAAACCUAAAGAGUUAGUUGCUGAGGAGCAAGCUAUGAUUAUGGAAAUUGUGAAUGCAUGUCAAGAUGUCCUUGAGGAUGCUGCUCAAGCCAAGGCUGCCGGUAUGGAGUUACCAAGCUUAGAAGAAGAACGCGCUGCCCACGAACUUGCAGCUGCACAGCUUGCCGAGCGUCAAAAUGAAGAGGAUAUGCGCAAAAAGCAAAAGGAAAACUUAGAAGAAGAGCGUAUGCUGGGCUCUUUGGUAGAAGAUGAACUUAAACGCCAAAAAGCCAAAGCAAGAAACACCAAAAGAAAGACUCGGUAAGUUAGCUUCUUGAGGCACUUUUGUUGUACCGAAAUCCCUGGAAGAGUACACACGAUCGCUCUAGAUGUUGUAGUCUUUUCUAUAACCUUGCUACAGCGAUAGAGCAAACAAAUUGCUUCGUAACUAUUGAGGAGGUAAACUAACUUUUGUAUUUUGUUACAGUCCACCUGGGAUGUUGGUAUCACAUGGAUCUAGUGGUAACGGAAUCAAGAAAAUUCAGAGCGAGCUUAAAUUUCAGCAACCCAUCACUCUCGCAGAUAUUGAUGGCGACCCUUUCGUGUUUCAAGCAGUGACAAGCAAAGUCUUUCUUCGUCAGGGAUCAGUAUCAAAAUGCUUCACGGUAAGACCUGUUGCCCAUCAAGUUGAUGCUCCAACGUUGGCAUUAAAGCAGGCAGAUUUAGACGCUGGCUCCAGAGACCAGAAUGUCUUCAAAAAACAGCUGCAGAUACUUGAAACAGAAUUAAAGUCGCUCAAGGAGAUUAGACAUCAAGGUGUUCUUGAUUUACUUGAUUUCAAGGUGCAAAAGUCCACCGAGUCGGCUGACGAAGAAUUGAGUUCAUAUUCUACCUGGACGGUGAGCAUCUUGACCGAGUUUGCCGAGAAAGGAUCUUUGGAGGAGCUUCUGGACAUUACUGGCAGUCUGGGUAUCAGCAAAGUUCGUUCAUGGACAAUUGAAUUACUCGAUGCUUUACGAUUUCUUCAUGAAAAAGGUAUUAUCCACCAAGAUAUUCACACCGCAAACAUACUCUUGGUCCGGGAACAAAACGGAGAGGUUAAGCCAAAAUUAGCGGAUGCGGGAUUCCAAAGAAAACUGCACAAUCUGAGUAGCCAUAAAUCGGCAAAGGGUACUCUUGCGGUUGCAAAGUCCGCCUACUGGCUGCCUCCAGAAAUAGCAAAUACUAUACAUCCUGAAUAUACACAGAAAACCGAUAUCUGGGACUUUGGUAUCAUGUUUCUUCAGGUAAGCUCUGCCCACCCUAAGUAAUCCUCUGCCAAUUCUAUGACUCUAGUAUAUUGUCUUGCGAGAGCAUGAGAAAUUUGCGCUUUGUUCCCCGAGAAGCUUAAAAUGAUGUCUCACCGAACACUGUGAAACCUGUUCGAUCAACUCUGUACGAGUAUAGGAAUUAGACUGACUCGAAUUUCACGUCGCUUAGAUGGCCUUUGGUCCAACAAUUAUCCAAAAAUACACGUCACCUAACUCGCUUGCCAACACCCUCGCUCUUUCCGACUCUUUCGCUGAAUUCAUUGGCAAAAUUUUCAAGUCAGAUCCAAAAAGAAGGCCUCGCGCAUUUGAAUUGGGUUCUUCCGAAUUUCUUGCAACGGAUGCUGAACUAUUGGACUCGGAAGCUAGCCCAAUUGCAUCCAGGCUAGGUUCAAUAACAUCUCUUCAAGUGUUCACGCCACGCCGACCAAGACAUGACUCCAUGAACGCAUAUACAGGUCCUGUAUCAAGAUAUAAGGAGGAUUUCGUAGAAGAGCGCCGACUUGGGAAGGGUGGAUUCGGUGAAGUUGUUAAAGCUCGAAAAAAACUCGACGGUCAAAUUUACGCUGUGAAAAAGAUUACACAAAAAUCGUCUGAAUCAUUGACAGAGGUUAUUAAAGAAGUUCGCCUAUUGUCUCAAUUGAGUCACCCAUCAGUUGUCCGUAAGUCAAAUUUUCAAUCUUGGUUUCUCAGUUGUCGGACCUUAGUCAAAUCUUUUGGUGUAUGUCCGAAUCAUGUUUCAUGGGCAUCUGAAUUUCGUGCAUAGACUGCGAGAACACCCCUCUCCUCCUGAUUACUCUAGCUUCGAUGCCACUCCAUGCGGGAGAAACAAGCUAUCUCAUUACUAAUAACUGCGUAACUUCUUGGAACCUGUGCUUAUCACUAUUGUUUUAGGUUAUUACAAUACUUGGACUGAAGAAACCUUUGAGAUGUCCAACGAAACAGACGAUGACCAGACAAGCACCGAUGUAGGAACAAUUGAUCCUUCUUCUAGCGAAGAAUUAUCUCCAAGAACAGCACUGAAUGUUGCGUUUGAAGCUAGCACUGGUGGUCUGGAUUUCAUGUCAUCAAACGGUGGUUAUGCAGAUAUCGAAUUUGGUUAUGACUCUGAUGCCAUCGAGGAUGAUGAAGAUGACGAGGACGACGAUUCGACGAGCGCUGAUGAACAGGACAGCACUGGACAUACUAAAAGCAGAAACGAGCUUUCUGUAAGACGACGCAGGUCGACCUCACGAUAUGGACGCCCUUUCAAGACCAUUCUUUAUAUCUCCAUGGAAUACUGCGAAAAGCAUACCCUACGAGAUCUCAUCAAGCAAGGCCUCCACAGGGAAGACGAUGAAAUAUGGCGUCUUCUACGGCAAAUAUUGGAGGGACUUGUACACAUUCAUGGCUUGAAUAUUGUGCAUCGAGAUCUUAAACCUGAAAACAUUUUCAUCGACAGCACUUCUAGCGUCAAGAUUGGUGAUUUCGGCCUAGCCACAAGUGGUCAGUACUCAAUGGCAGACAGAUCAACGUCUUCUACAACAAUGAGUGGGGAGAUGACAAGAAGUGUUGGGACAGCAUUUUACGUUGCCCCUGAGGUAUCAUCUAGUGCUGGAGCAGGUUCAUAUACCAGCAAAGUGGAUAUGUAUUCGCUUGGAGUCAUCUUUUUUGAGAUGUGCUACCGACCACUAGUACCUGGAAUGGAUAGAGCUGCGGUCGGCCAAAAUUUGAGAAUGAAAAUGCCUGUUGUGCCAGAGGACUUUGAUAAGACUGGCAAAGCCGUUCAGUAUGAAAUCAUUCUCUCUCUUCUCAACGCCAGUCCAAAAGUACGACCUUCUAGUUCCGAGUUACUACAGGGUGGCAAACUUCCAGUACAAAUGGAAAGCGAGACAGUAAGUCGCGCAUUGGCGGGUCUUGCAGAUUCCGAAAAUCCAUAUCAUCGAAAGAUGAUGUCCACAUUGUUUUCAACACCAAACAAACAGGCGAAAGACUUUGCUUGGGAUAUGGAUACCAUAAACCAAAGCUCCGGUGAUUUGUUGCUCUCCGGUCUCGUGAAGGAAAAACUAAUUUCCAUCUUUCGCCAUCACGGAGCUGUGGAAACUCCUCGUAGCAUGUUGUUCCCACGCUCUCGUCAUUAUGGAUCAAAUGCUGUUCAGUUACUGGACGGGAAUGGCACAUUGUUACAAUUACCUUUCGACCUUACUCUGACACAUGCUCGCUCACUGGCGAAACACGAACCUGGGGUCCUGCGAUCAUUUGCUUUUGGUUCGGUCUUCCGGGAUCGUCAAUCAGGCGCUCAACCACAAACUGUUGACGAGGUGGACUUUGAUAUUGUUUCACUCGACGCAUUGGAUUUAGCUCUGAAAGAAGCGGAGGUGAUCAAGGUUCUCGAUGAGAUUGUCUCAAAUAUACCAACCCUUGAUUCUACACACAUGUGUUUCCAUAUCAACCACUCUGAUCUUCUUGGUCUUAUCUUUGACCAUUGUAGGAUAGAACCAACGAUACGUGAGAAAGUUUCAGAGACCCUUAGCAAACUCAACGUAGGGUCCUGGAGCUGGCAGAAGAUCAAAAAUGAGCUCAGAUCGCCGCUUAUUGGAGCGUCUUCCACUAGUGUUGAUGACUUGCAGAAUUUUGACUUCCGAGGUAAGAUUAUGUAGUCGAUGAAUGCACUUGUGAGGUACUAUACUAAAACCUACCAGAUACUCCCAACAAAGCUUUCCAGAAGAUCAAAGCACUGUUCGAAGGGACCAAUACAUUUGAUAAAGCCUCGUCGGUAAUAGCUCAUCUCAGGGAAGUCGUCGAGUAUACAAAACGCUUUCAAGUAAGGAGCAAGAUCUAUAUCAGCCCACUUUGCAGCAUCAAGGAACGUUUUUGCAAAGGUGGCUUGGUAUUUUCGUGCCUUUAUGGUAAGAAAGCUAAGGAUGUUUUUGCUGCUGGCGGCAGAUAUGAUUCUUUGAUCAAAGAGCAUCGCCAUCGAAUUGGUACGAGUUUUCAACAACGACAUGCGGUAGGCUUCAACUUGGGGUUGGAAAGACUGGUGAAGCAUCCUAAGGCUGGACAUAAAGCCACCGCUAAGAGGCAAGAAGAUGGUAUUUGGAGCACUAAACGGGUACGAGAACUCUAUUCUUUCCGUCCAUACCAAACUAAUUCCCGUGACAGUGUGAUGUCCUUGUUGCCAGUCACGAUCCCGCCAUCCUCCGAAGUACAGGCAUUGAAGUCGUCCAGAGUCUAUGGGCAGAAGACAUCAGCGCUGAACUAGCACAAGACUGCCGCUCCCCGGAAGACCUCCUUUCUCAAUACCGAGACGAGAAACAUUCCUGGAUCAUCACCAUCAAACAAGAUUCUAUAUUUAAAGUCAAAAGCAUGGACCGCAAAGAAGCAGGAGACACCGACAUCCCCUCAGCCUCAUUAAUCCCCUGGCUCAAAGCCGAAAUCCGCGACCGAGACACCAAAGAAACCACCACAAACAACCCACGAGGCAAGCUCCUCCGGCACAUCUCUCAAGCCGAAACCUCGAGUCCCACCGACCACGAACAAGACGUCCGUCUCCUCGUCGCCGGAACGAAAAGCAAGAAAUCCAACCGCCGAAACAUCGUCGAGCAAGCACAAGCCAAAGCUUCAAGUCUGGUACAUACAUUCCUCGACGGACCGAUUGCCGCGAUCGAGACGACGGAUCAGGUUAUGGAGAUGGUGAGGGAAACGCGAUUGAGUGAUCCAGAUAGUUGGAGGAAGGUGAUGCAUGCUAUUCCCACGGCGGACCGGAAGUAUAUUGGCGGGUUGCAUGAUUUGAUGGCGGAGCUUAAGAGGAGUUAUGUCGAUAAUGGCGGUGGAGGUGCGGGUGGGAAGGGAGCGUGUAGGAGUGCGUUUAUUUAUAACUUUCGCACGGGGUUUUGUGUGUAUUAUGAUUUGGGGGCUUGAUUUUUUAAUUAGUGGGAGUGUAUGUUGAGAUGCUAAUGGGUUAUGGAGGAGAGUAUCGAGGAUGGGUGUGAGAUUUCUUUUUUUACGGAGAGCGUGAAGUCUUGGGGAGCUCCUUGUUUGCUGCCAUAUAUUACAUCGUUGUCAUUUUCUAGAUUGUGGUUUGCUGAAAGGAGAUCAAGAGUGAUAUAACCAGGAAUGGAAGAUUACCAGUCGCUAGUCGACGUGUC
Molecule: messenger RNA, 5978 nt
Organism: Hymenoscyphus albidus
Lineage: Eukaryota; Fungi; Ascomycota; Leotiomycetes; Helotiales; Helotiaceae
Source: the annotation of a GenBank genome assembly